Molecule: messenger RNA, 1907 nt
Organism: Brachypodium distachyon (stiff brome)
Lineage: Eukaryota; Viridiplantae; Streptophyta; Magnoliopsida; Poales; Poaceae
Product: B3 domain-containing protein Os03g0622100-like
Molecular function (GO): DNA binding
Source: RefSeq, a predicted model, not a curated record
UAUUAGGGCAUCCAAAAGGGGAAGCACCGAACAUGGGAAAGAACUGCGAGUUCUGUACGGAAUGGCAAGAGCAUUGGUACUGGAGCCACAUGGCUGAUGAGAACAAGCACUUCUUCAAGUUUAUGGUCGGGGACUUCACCGAAAGCAUGAGCAUACCCGACGAAUUUGCAAAGAAUUUCAAUGGGCACAUCUCUGAAGAGGUCAAUCUGAAGUUCCCCAGUGGCAAAUCUUGGAGCAUUGAAGUAGCCAGCGAUACUGGCGAUGCAGUCCUCCUCCGGUCUGGAUGGAAAGAGUUCGUCAGUGCUCACAGCAUAGAGCAAGGGGAUUGCCUGCUCUUCAAAAAAUACAGUGGACCGUCCUCCUUUGAUGUCCUGAUGUUGGAUUCCAACGGCUGCGAGAAGACGUCUCCCCACCCUGUCGAGAAUCAUGGCCGCGAAACAGCACAGAAUUCUGCCGGAGUUGGAGGCCACAACCACGCUUUCAGCAAAACUCAAGACCGCGGACCGCCGAUCGACGGUGAAGGUACUGGCUUGCAGAUGACCCUUCACACUUCACAGAGACACUGGCAAGAGCAUUUUCAGAGCAUGUCAACGCGACCUGUGCCACGAUAUAGUGAUGAGCAAGCUCAUUUAGCUAAAGAAGGCUAUGAAGAUCUCGGGCUGGACGAUGAUGGCGAGGCUGCGUCUGCCAAGACCGGGUACUACUUCUGCAAGAACGGGCCGGUGGCCGAGUUCCAUCUGACAGAGGAAGACAAGGAGGAGAUAUUAAUCGUCCGCGUCCCAGUUGAGCCGAGUAAGGUCACGUCCAGUGGGGCGACGCAUUUGGGCGGACGUCCGGUGAGAAUGCGUCGCGCGCGGACGAGAAAUCCCGUCCUUCUCGCCGGCACCAUCCCCGAGCAAGCCGCCCCUGCCGCAGCUGUAGCAGCCCUAGACCCAGCUGCUCCCCCCGCCCUCACUCGACCUAGGAAACCGAAGAAGGAGAUAACCUCGGAGGCCAGGGCCAUCGAGACCCAGAAGAGGGGGCAACGGCGAGUGCGCAAGCUGGCAAGGGAUGUGGAGCAAGCCGCCACCAAAGAGCGGGAGCUUGAGGAGGAAAGAGAGCGGUGCCUCCAGGAAGCUGCCUUGCCCAAGGACGGCAGGCCGAGGCGAUGCAUACCAUUCUCCUCUUUGCCCAGCGAUGGGAAGAAGCGUGAUUGCAGCGUCAUUGACCUCGAGGCCUCCAACCACACCGAGGCAGCAAGCCGGGCCGUCCGGCAAAGGGGGAGAACCAACUCUAAGUUGGACGCCAAGCGUGAGGCCUCCAACCUUGCCUUCGAGGAGACACUCAAGAAGAUGUGGUCCGAGAAGGACGCCGUGAAGGAGAAGAUGCUUCAACUAAAGGACGAGCAAAUGAAGGAAUUCAUCGACGUGCAAAAGAGCAAGCUCGCUAUCAAGGAGGCCAAUGCGGCGGCCACUAUGCUUGCUGAGGAGACAAGGAUCAUGACGGCGGACUUGAGCCUCAUGGACGAAUCGACGCGAGCUUGGUUCUUGGCCAAGAGGAAGAUGAUACAAGAACCGGGAAAAACUCAUGGGUUUGUUUAUUUUUCACAGGGCAUAUCCUCAGAAUUUGCAGGGAAAUACAUGGGAGCGGUCGGCAGGGAGAUCGUUCUCAAGAGAGCAGGCAGGAGAGGGAGGUGGCAUGCGCGCUUCGUGAGCGGAGACUACUGCCAGGGUCUGUCCGGAUGUGGCUGGCGUGACUUCGUCCGCGACACCGGCAUCCUGCCCAAAGACGUCUGCCUCUUCGAGCUGCUGGAGGGUGCGCGGAGGCCUCCGGAUGCAAUGAGCGAACUGAAUCUGGUGUGUCAAAAUACCCUAAAGGUGCCUUCUACCUGGAUGGACAUACAGCUCUGGCCUGGAAGAUCGGAAUAA